AGGCGGGGUUUUUGCUAUGACCAAAUGUUUUGUUUGCUGCUCCGAUGAAAUGAUCCUGUUGAGUUAACACCGACACCUACGAAGCUAAACACUUCUCAGUGACCUUUUGUUGGCUUACAAGAAGACAAAGCCAUGGGAAAUACAAGCAGUGAGAGGGCUGCAAUGGGCCAGGGGGAGAAGGCUCAGCGGAGGGACAGCCGAGGUACCAAGGAGGGAGAGAGACCAAAAAUCCUGAUGGACAGCCCUGAAGAUGCAGACAUUUUUCAUGGUGAAGAUAUGAAGGCUCCUUUAGAGAAAGAGGAGUUCCUCGCAUGGCAGCAAGACUUAGAGGCAGAAGACAAAGGGCCAACUUUAGACCGACCCACAGUCUUUCGCUGGACUGGAGAUGGCAAGGAGGUCUACCUCUCUGGGUCCUUCAACAACUGGGCCAAUAAGAUUCCCCUUAUUAGAAGUCAAAACACCUUUGUGGCCAUCGUCGAUCUGCCUGAGGGGGAGCAUCAGUACAAGUUCUAUGUGGACGGCCAGUGGACCCACGACCCAACUGAGCCGGUUGUAACCAGCCAGCUUGGAACAGUUAACAAUAUCAUCCAGGUGAAGAAAACUGACUUUGAGGUGUUUGAUGCUCUGAUGGUGGACUCACAGAAAUGCUCUGACAUGUCAGACCUCUCCAGCUCUCCUCCCGGACCGUAUCAUCAGGACGCCUAUGUUCCGAAACAGGAAGAGAAGUUUAAGUCUCCACCCAUACUCCCACCACACUUGCUGCAGGUCAUCCUCAACAAAGACACUGGGAUUUCUUGUGACCCUGCAUUACUCCCAGAACCCAACCAUGUCAUGCUCAACCACCUCUAUGCUCUUUCCAUUAAGGAUGGGGUGAUGGUGCUCAGUGCAACACAUCGCUACAAGAAGAAAUAUGUCACCACCUUGCUAUAUAAGCCUAUCUGACUUAAGACCAUCUUUUUAAUUCUGUCCCAGUGUGUUAACUGUACACUGAGUGUACAAAAUAUUAGCUCCACCUGUUUUUUUUUUUUUUGUUUGUUUUCUCUCCAUGAAGCAGAGAGACCAGGUGAAUCCAGGCUCAUAUCAGUCAUGGGUUUCACAUGUUAAAUCCAAAUCCUGACUUGAACAAGCAGCUUUGAAUGAAGUGGAGAAGAAAGAUUAAAGAUAUAAAAAGAAAUGAAGAUUGUUAAAUUUCUAAAUUAAACUUUCAUUUUCAGUAAAAUGCAGGAAUAGUGUUUACUAUAGCAAUGCCCUGAAAACAAAGCGUAAACUAAAUCUAAAAGAUUAAAGAUAAAUGUCAACAGAUCAAUCAUUUAUAUCAUUGUACUAAUCUGCUUUAAGAGGUUAGUUAGUUAAUUAAUUAGUUAGUUAAAUGAUGACAUUACUUUAUCCAUUGUAAACUUCGAGCAUGCAGCUCUGAGAUUAUAUCUUGUACAUUCACUGUAUACCCAGUUGUUGUCCACAUCUGUUGAGGAUGAUCAAUUCCACUCAGUUACUCCAAUCCUUCACAAUCUGCCUUUAAUUAUUCACUGACUGCCCUGUGUAGUUUUCAACAACAGUAACUUUGCUUAGUAGACAUAGAGAGGCAUUAAUAAUGAAGUAGAACACUAUGACGUGUCUAUAAGCAAAACAGACAUAAAUGUAAUGAGGAGAAUUGGUAAUGCUGGGGGGAGAUGGAUUGAAAGACCUCGGACACGUGAGGUCGCUGUCGUCUUUUCCUGUGGUUGAGGAGACGACAGAGGUACAAUCAAGAAUGUGAAUGUUAAGGUCACAGAAAGGAAACAUGCACUGCAGUAGUUCUCCACUGUUUUCUUUUGCUUGUUUAUCUUGAAAUAGUUAAGUUUUAUUUGGUAUGAUCUCAGAGUGCACAGUAGAUAUUUUUCUAUUAUUUGUGAAGUAUUUCAUUAUAUUUUUUUCUACUUUGGUUGACGAAGUAGUUUGUUCUGUUGUUGAGAGUUCUCUUAAUAUAGUUGCAGUGUUGUAUCAUUCCAGUCAAGUGUCUUAGAAGAUUGUUAUUUAUGACUAAGACAACAUAGUUGAGACCAAAACCCUAACAUUUUUUUUUUGUUAGCAUAAAUUAAUUUGGUCUAAACUCUAUUCUAUAUCUAUUGUUUUGCACUAUGAUAAUAAACAUUUAUUUUUAUGUAGAAUGUGUACAUAAUGUAUGUACACUUAGAGCAUGACAAUGUAUCAGAAGAAUAAUGCUUAACCUUUUGAACAUCUUCACAGGUUUAGUAGUCUUUGCACUGAUGUACCGUUGCACAAGUGUCCUAAGAAUUUUCCUUCUUUUAUACACAGUAAAUGCAUUCCAUACAUUAAGAGUCACACCAUAUAGAUGAUCCCUGCUGGUUUUAGUCAAUAUGGCAUCAUUGGUUUGUGCCAUGGAACAUUGCCUAAUCUAUUAGUAUCAAUAUCAGUUUCUAUAAAGUGAAGCCUCAGAUGAAGUCAUGGUUCAUGAAUGAAAAAAAAAAGAGACCUAACACAAAACAAAAUGUUGAAGAUAUCUGACAAUGACAGAAACAGCAGGCGAAAGACAAAGUGACCAACAUUUGCUUGAAGAGCCAUGACACUGACAAAGGGACCAGUAUAGGAUCAUGAAACAGACUGGAACUGUUGCUGAAGAGUUUUGUUCUAGUGAACAUGUCUGUCUGUACUGUUAAUGGUCUGUGUACAUUUCGUGAAGUCUGAAGGACUGGACUGGAGUUUUAAGUUAAAGGUAUGACUUGAACCAUCAGUAUAUCAUUGUCAGAUUAUGGUAUCUAGGUAUAAUUACCCUAAAGAAAUGAGACCAUGAUGUUGACUAUAGGACAGUAGAGGCCAACAAUCUCCAUAGUAAAAGGCCUGUUUUUGUUACUUCUGCUGUUGUCUCAGAACUAACAUGGUAAUGAUUUAUUGAUGAGAAGAUGCUAGACAUUCAGAUAAAUUGCAGUAUCAUUAAAAAAUGUUUUUGAGCCUUUGAACCAUGCUGGUGUGUAUACAUUUCCCAUUUUGAGAGAUAUUUAUAUUAAAGAUUAAGUUACAGCACAAAAA
Messenger RNA from Toxotes jaculatrix (banded archerfish), 3027 nucleotides. It is a transcript of the gene prkab1a, whose product is annotated as protein kinase, AMP-activated, beta 1 non-catalytic subunit, a. Lineage: Eukaryota; Metazoa; Chordata; Actinopteri; Toxotidae. Gene Ontology annotation, cellular component: nucleus; cytoplasm; nucleotide-activated protein kinase complex. Bases 133 to 942 code for a protein of 269 amino acids. Gene Ontology annotation, biological process: signal transduction. The record is from RefSeq and is a predicted model, not a curated record. The transcript is spliced from 8 exons. Gene Ontology annotation, molecular function: protein kinase binding.